AUGAAAAACUAUAUCAGGAACAUUCUGUCCAAGGACACGCCUGUGACAGAAAAUGACAACGUCUACACGUACACAACUUCAGGGGAAGCAGCAACGAGCGAUACACAGCUGCGUCAUCUUGCCCAUCGUGGCGGUGACGACGGCAAGCUGAAAGACACGAUCGUCGUGACUGAAGACAAUUCUUCAGACAAUCUCGACUUCGAAGCCGGCAAAACUGGGCUUGCGGGCGUCAGCAGCGGUAAUCUUGACCCUCUUUCAGAACAACUUUCGCAACAAGCUCUUGAAGACGAGUACGCUGGCAUUACAGUCGACGAUGACUCUCCGUACCCGGAAGUUCGUGCCGCAGUUCCAUCCACAGACGACACAUCCCUGUGCCAGAAUACCCUGCGUAUGUGGGUGCUGGGAAUGAUGAUGACCACCAUCGGGUGCGGUUUGAACAUGCUGUUCUCCAUGCACUCACCAUCAAUCGUGUUGAGCAGUUACGUGACAGCCAUUUUGGCUUGGCCUUUGGGUCGCGCGUGGGAUAAAGUUAUGCCCAACAAACGCCUGUUUGGCAAAUGGGGGCCUCAACUUAACCCUGGUCCCUUCAACGUCAAAGAACACGCAAUCAUCACUGCUAUGGGUAACGUUUCGUUCGGUGGUGGUAACGCCUACGCUACCGAUAUCAUUCUUUCCAUGAACAUGUUCUACAAGAAAGAUUUCGGGUGGGGCUUCAACCUUCUUGCUGUUUGGUCGACACAAUGUAUUGGGUUUGCGCUCGCUGGUUUCACUAGGAAGAUGCUGGUCACUCCGGGGUCAAUGACCUGGCCUGCCACUUUGGUUUCCACAACUUUCCUCACCAACAUGCACGUCAAUGAAAACCACGUUGCCAACGGAUGGAAAAUCUCAAGAUUAAAGUUUUUUUUGGUGGUUUUCAUUGCCGGGUUCGUGUACUACUGGUUUCCAGGUUUCAUAUUCCAAGCUCUAUCUUACUUUGCAUGGGUGACUUGGAUAAAGCCCAACAAUAUUGUUCUGAAUCAAGUUUUUGGUGCCAGUUCUGGUCUUGGUCUACUUCCUAUCACAUUUGACUGGAAUCAAAUUGCCGGCUACAUUGGAUCACCUUUGAUUCCACCAGUAGGUGCCAUCGUGUCUAUUCUCUUGUCCAUGGUUGCAAUUUUUUGGAUUGUCGUACCGGCUAUACAUUAUUCGAAUGUAUGGUAUGGCAAAUACUUGCCGAUCUCUGACUCGGGCUCAUACGACAGAUUUCAAGAAUCAUACCAGGUGAAAAAGAUAGUGACCGAAAACUUAUCCUUUGACAAAGCCGCCUAUGAAAAAUAUUCACCCCUCUACUUGUCUGCGACUUUUGCCAUCUCGUAUGGACUAUCCUUUGCUUCGACAACAGCCACCGUCAUGCAUGCAGGUCUUUUUCAUGGAAAAGAAAUCUGGGCUGUCUUUAGAGGUCAUAACGCAGAAAAAGAAGACGUGCACAAUAGACUAAUGAAGAACUAUUCAGAUGUUCCUUCUUGGUGGUACGGUGUUGUGUUUUUGUUUUUUUUCGCUUUGUCUGUUGCUACAAUGAGGGCUUGGCCAACAGAGAUGCCUAUUUACUCAUUGAUUAUCGCACUUCUAAUUGCCGCUUUCUUCAUGCUACCUGUUGGGAUUAUUUUUGCUUUAACCAACAUCUCUGUCGGAUUGAACGUCCUUACUGAGUUUAUUAUUGGUUACAUGGUACCAGGAAAACCCAUUGCAAUGAUGUUUUUCAAGACUUUCGGCUACAUUACCAAUAGCCAGGCUGUCUCCUACGCCCAAGACAUGAAGUUGGGACAUUAUAUGAAAGUGGCACCCAAAACUCUUUUCUGGGGUCAAUUGGUCGCUACUUUGUGGGGAGCGUUGGUUCAAAUUUGUGUGAUGGAAUGGGCAAAAGGAAAUAUUGAAGAUGUAUGCACGCCUCACCAGGCCUCGCAUUUCACAUGUCCAGGCUCCAAGGUCUUUUUCAAUGCUUCGAUCAUUUGGGGUGUCAUUGGACCCCAGAGAAUGUUUUCUGCGGGUCAGAUUUACAACAAGUUGCUGUACUUUUUCAUCUUGGGUGCUGGUUUGCCCGUUUUGAACUGGGCCAUCUUGAGGAAAUGGCCCAAGUCGUUGAUCAAGUACGUCAAUUGGCCAGUAUUCUUUUCCGGUACUGGUUUGAUCCCUCCAGCUACGCCUUACAAUUACGGUGCGUACUGCAUGGUCGGUAUUACUUUCGGAUACUUCAUCAAAAAGCGGUUUUUCCACUGGUGGACUAAAUACAACUACUCGCUUUCUGCUGGGUUGGACAUAUCACUAGCCUGGUCCUCGCUGAUCAUUUUCGUGACAUUGGGCCUAACUAACACGGAAGCACCUAGCUGGUGGGGCAACAACGUGAUUAAUACUUCGGAAUACAACGACGAAGCUAUCCAGCGAGUGUUAUCACCAGGCGAAAGUUUUGGCCUAACAACAUGGUGA
Messenger RNA from Lachancea sp. 'fantastica', 2463 nucleotides. Lineage: Eukaryota; Fungi; Ascomycota; Saccharomycetes; Saccharomycetales; Saccharomycetaceae. The record is from the annotation of a GenBank genome assembly.